Molecule: messenger RNA, 2508 nt
Organism: Vicia villosa (hairy vetch)
Lineage: Eukaryota; Viridiplantae; Streptophyta; Magnoliopsida; Fabales; Fabaceae
Product: protein LONGIFOLIA 1-like
Exons: 4
Coding region: 139-2169 (676 amino acids)
Biological process (GO): regulation of monopolar cell growth
Source: RefSeq, a predicted model, not a curated record
UAGAAUAAAAGGGUGCCCACAUACCACAACAGUGUCAAGAAGUAAGAACCAGAGUGAGGAAUGAGAAUGUGAAGAAAAAAAAUGGCGAACCCUUCACAUUGAGAUUUGAGAAAGAAACAAAUCAAAGAGAAAGAGAGAAUGACAAGAGGAACGGGAGCAAAUGAUCAAAAGCUUGAGAAACACUUUCAAAAACAGAUGGGGUGCAUGGCAGGUUUCCUACACAUCUUCGAUCGCCACCACUCAUUUCCCGUUAAAAGACUCAAUUCCACGAAACCAACGGAACCGGAAACAAACGGUAGUAACUCACCGGCUGAAUCAACACCGGAAGCUGAAACAACCCAAGAAAAACCGACUGUUCAGAUUCUUCCGGUUUUCGAUUUCAAAGAAGGAACAAGAUCUUCAUGGAAAUUCGCCAGAGAAGCACCGAGACUAUCGUUAGAUAGCAGGGCCGUAAUGGAUGCAAAAGGAACAAUUCAUCCAAAAGAUGAAGAGAAACGACGACGUUCCACUAGCGUUGUUGCAAAGCUCAUGGGUCUCGAAGACUCUGAUCCUAACCCCAACCCUAACCCUAACCCGAAGCUGCAGAGAUCAGCUUCGGAAUCAACGGUUCACAGAGAUCUAUCUCAUUCUCAACAGUAUCGUUUCUUUGACACUACGAAUUUCCAGUUAAAGCAAUUCCAAUUCGACAGUGGUUCAUUGUUAAACGGCACAGACUCAGAUCUAACUGAGAAAACAGAACCAGUCAGAGGAAUAACAACGAAACAAAAGAAGUGUUUCUAUGAUUCCGCUGAUUUUUUCCCUGGUCCGAAACAGAGUGUUUCUGUUUCGGUUCAAGGUGAGAUUGAGAAACGGUUGAAGAUGCGUGGGAUUCAUGAACCUUCUAAAGAUCUGGAAACACUGAAACAAAUCCUUGAAGCAUUGCAGCUGAAAGGGCUCUUACAUUCUAAGAAAUUAGCAAAUCAUAAAAACUUCGUCAUUGAGAAUGGGAACGAACACGAUUCACCUAUAGUUCUUAUGAAGCCUGGAAAAUCAAUUCAUCGAACCGGUUGGACCGGAACCGGGAAUAAUUCUCCACCACCCGUCUCCACUUUCCGGUCCAAUCCAAAGACUCGAACCGAUCAUAAUCAACCUAAUGUUAGAAACAGAAACACCGCAAACUCCCCCACGCGCAGUCCUAACCGCGUGAGGAAGGUUACUAGCGUCGAGACAGAGCGAAAAGUGAACGACAGUGUUGAUCGCCGAAGAGUUUCUCCGGUCAGGCAAUCACCGAUUCGGUCGCCGAGGAUGAGAAAAGUUACAACCUACCAAAAGGAAGGGAAAACCAUGGCGGAAGAUGAAUUAUCUACUGUUUCUGAUAAUAGUUUCAGUAACUCUUCACAUACCGACACAGAGAGGCUAAUUAAGGUGGUGGACCAAUACAGAGAGGGGAAAGAGCUACUGCAGAGGUGUGAUAAAUUACUCAACAGUAUAGCGGAAAUAACUGAGUUACAACAACCGAGUCCCGUAUCGAUUCUUGACUCGUCGUUUUACAAAGACGACUCGUCGUGUUCACCAUCUCCAGUAAUGAAAAGAUGCAUUGAAUAUAAAGAUCUAGGAGCGGAGUCAGAAGAAGAUGCUUGGAGUACAGCUUUGAGUUCAAACGAAACCAAGUCAGAGGAUUCCGAUUUCGUAUACGUUUCAGAAGUACUUCGUGCUUCUAACUACUUAUCCAAAGACAAAGACAAUGACAUGUUUCUGUUACUGGAACAGCAACAGUACCUCAAGGGAAACAAAAACACUUCCAAUUCCAAAGUUUCUACUCUUCAAAGAAAGUUAAUCUUCGACACCAUUCAUGAGAUUCUCAACUGUAAACGCCGUUUGCCACCGUGGAAGUUGGAGAAUCUACCUUCGUUACAUCAAAUCUGGUCGGAGUUUCGGAGGAUCCGAGAGAGGGAAGAAUCAUCGGAGGAUAUGUUUGAGGUUAUAUGUGGUGUGUUGAAGAAGGACAUGAAGGGUGAGAAUGAAUGGGGUGAAUGCCACGUGGAAAUUGGAGACGUAGUGUUGGACAUCGAACGGUUCAUAUUCAAAGAUCUUAUAUGUGAAACCAUUGGAGAUCUAGCAUUGUGUAGAGGAGUACCACGUAACAAAGUUUCGGUGCUUCGCAGGAAGUUAGAGUUUUAUAAUAAUUAGGAUAAAACUAAACAAAAAGAAGGGAUAAAGAGGUGAAAAAGAAAAGCAAAAGUGAUAAAUAUAAUAAAUAAUACAUGAAAAUAGGGACGAGGUUUUCUUAGUUUGGUUGUUUGCUUUUUUUCCUUCUCUUUAGUAAUCCCAUAGUUUAAUUAUUUUCUAAUUAUUAAUGUGUAUGUUUUCUUCAAUGAAGGAAUCAGGAACUUUAAACCUGAAAUCUAGACAUGAUUAACGAUGAUAACUUUUUUUAGUUUAGGAAUUUGAAAAAAAAUAUUGUUGUUAGAACUUAAUCUCAAACUUUAUGUCUAAGAAAGUACAUGGAAUAAAAGGUUUUUGUUGUAA